GGAGGGAGGGAGCGCGGAGAGGAGCUCGGAGGGGCGGGGCUGGUGGGCACAGCAGCAGCAGCAGCAGCAGCAGGCAUCGAGUCCGGCGAGAGCUUGGGGCCAGAGUUUUGGCACACGGGAGAGAUUGUGUGGGAGUGAGGGGACGCCCGGCGCAGGCCACCGCGAACCGUAGGCGGAUCGAGGAGGAUCAAAAGAACGAAAGAUCGAGGAGCAAAGAAGGAAGGAAGGAAGGAACGAACGCGAUGAUGCAAUAUUGAUUGGCGAGUGUGAACAGAGCAGGACCCAAGGAUUUAUCAAUGCUGUUGUCUGAACGCGUCGGGAGGAGUUUGGAGACGACGAUUAAGGGGUGCAGGAACUCGGGCCGCGGUAGUGCUGCUGUGAGAAUCUUGCCUAGCUUCGAAUUCGAUUUCAGUGUUUUGAUACAGAAAGAAUCAGGGGGUCAGGGAGUGUGGGUUCGGGUAUUUGCCGUUCUCCCGGUGAUUGAUGGGUCUCAACAUCUGUCAGUAAUUUUGUCCUCGGUCAGAACUUACUCUGUGCCCGGCCCAGCCCAAGAAGGUGCGCUCGAGCUCUGGUGCUUCUGACUGAAAGCCCCCGAUCACUGCUGUGAAUCAGAUCGAUCCAGGAGAGGAACAAAAUGGAUCUACCUACUCUGGCGUCGGUAUUGCAGCUGGCCCUCAGCACCAAUCCCGAAGAGCGUAAAGCUGGAGAAGAACGUCUGAAUCAGUUUCAACACGCACCAGGUCAUUUGGUUGGACUUCUACAGAUUAUUGUUGCGAACAAUGUGGAUCUUUCCAUCCGGCAAGUCGCUAGUAUUUAUUUAAAAAACGUCAGCGCCCGGGAGUGGACGCCACGCAAACCAGAAUCGCCCGGCGUUUCGGAUGGGGACAAAGCAACGGUGCGGGAGCAUCUACUUGAAGCAAUUAUCCAUGCGCCUCCGAUCAUUAGGGUACAACUGGGUGAAUGCCUGAAGACCGUCAUCCAUGCUGAUUAUCCGGAGCAGUGGCCUGUUCUCCUCCUCGCUAUUGACGGGAAUUUGAAGUCUCAAGAUCAGCAGCGUAUAUUUGGAGCCCUUUACGCUCUCAGGAUACUCACUCGGAAAUACGAAUUCAAGGACGAAGACGAAAGAGCACCCGUCUACUCUAUAAUAAACACAACUUUUCCAGUCCUAUUAGAGAUCUUCAAGUACCUUCUCUCCAUUCAAAACCCUACUGUCGAAAUUGCAGAUUUGAUCAAGCUUAUCUGCAAGAUCUUCUGGUCAUCCUCAUAUCUAGAGAUUCCAAAGUUGCUACACGAUGCCAAUAUUUUUUCUUUAUGGAUGGCUUGCUUUCACAAUCUUCUCGAGAGACCUGUACCUGUCGUUGGCCAACCAACCGAUCCAGAGCAGCGUAAAGUGUGGGGAUGGUGGAAAGUUAAAAAGUGGACACUCCACAUUAUGAACCGAUUGUACAACAGGUUUGGAGAUCCCAAAAUGUCGAAGCCGGAGAACAAGGGAUUUGCUCAGAUGUUUCAGAAGCAGUUUGCUGGGAUGUUUUUGCAGUCAUACAUGACUCUUCUUAGUGUAGUUCGUGAGGGUGGAUAUCUACCCGAUAGAGUCAUAAACUUAGCGCUCCAGUACCUCAGCACGAGUGUAUCAAAGUCCGUUACCUACCAGCUUUUGAAACCCCAGCUUGAUGUCGUGCUCUUUGAGAUCAUCUUCCCGCUCAUGUGUUUCAAUGAUGCCGAUGACGAACUUUGGCGUGACGAUCCACACGAGUAUGUGAGAAAAGGUUACGACAUCAUCGAAGACAUGUACAGCCCGCGUACUGCUGCCAUCAAUUUUAUAUCAGAGCUUGUUAGGAAACGCGGAAAGGAGAAUCUUCAAAAGUUUCUUGCUUUCAUUGUUGAGGUCUUCAAGAGAUACGAUGAGGCUCCCGCCGAUCGUAAACCAUAUCGUCUAAAAGAUGGUGGUUUGCUCGCUGUUGGUGCUUUGAACGAUAAGUUGAAGCACACGGAACCGUAUAAGUCCUCAUUGGAAUUAAUGCUGGUUCAGCAUGUGUAUCCGGAGUUCGGCAGUCCAGCUGGCCAUUUGAGAGCAAAGGCUGCAUGGGUUGCUGGUCAAUACGCUGACAUUAGCUUCAACGAUCAGCGAAACUUUAGCGCCGCCAUGCAUCGGGUUGUGGCCGCUUUAAAAGAUGCAGAGUUACCCGUUCGUGUCGAUUCUGUAGUAGCUCUCAGAUCUUUUGUGGAAUCAUGCAAAGACUUGAACGAGAUUCGUCCAAUCUUACCCCAAUUACUUGAUGAGUUUUUCAAACUGAUGAAUGAGGUUGAGAACGAAGAUCUUGUAUUCACAUUGGAAACUAUCGUCGAAAAAUUCGAUGAAGAAAUGGCACCUUAUGCUCUUGGUUUGUGCCAGAAUUUGGCCGCUGCAUUUUGGAAGUGCUUACAAUCAGCAGAAACCGACGAAGACGAUGACGAUUCUGGUGCCCUGGCCGCUGUUGGUUGCUUGAGGGCAAUUGGCACGAUUUUGGAGUCUGUGAAUGGCCUUCCACAUCUCUUCCCCCAGAUGGAGCCCACAUUGUUGCCGAUUAUGCAAAGGAUGCUGACGACAGAUGGCCAAGAUGUGUUUGAGGAGGUUUUGGAGAUCGUGUCGUACAUGACGUACUUCUCGCCCACGAUAUCGCUUGAUAUGUGGAGCCUGUGGCCAUCAAUGGUCAAUGCCAUGGACGAAUGGGCCAUCGAUUAUUUUGAGAAUAUUCUUGUACCCUUGGACAAUUACAUCUCAAGGAGCACGGAACAUUUUCUUACGUGUCAGGAACCGAACUAUCAGCAAAGUCUGUUCAAAAUGAUGUCCACGGUGAUGGCAGAUGAAAAGUUGGAAGACAGCGACAUCGAGCCUGCACCCAAGCUUAUUGAGGCAGUCUUGCAAAACUGUCGGGGAAGGGUAGAUGAGUGGUUGGAGCCAUAUCUGAGGAUAAGUCUAGAAAGAUUACGCAAGACAAAGAAAAAUUACCUGAAGGAUCUUCUCAUGGAAGUGGUGGCAAACGCUCUGUACUAUAAUGCAGGGUUGUCCUUGAACAUUUUGCAAAAAUUGGGAGUCACCCAGGAGAUCUUCCAAGUUUGGUUCCAAAUGCUUUACGCCACGAAGAAGUCUGGCAAGCCUGUGCACUUCAUAAGGGAACAUGAUAAGAAAGUCUGCAUACUGGGUUUGGCAAACCUUCUACUUCUUCCAGCAGAAGCCAUGCCUCAGGAAUUACAAUCUGGUCUUGACCAGGUGUUCAAGGCUGUCUUGAAGCUGUUGGUGGCUUACAAAGAGCAGCGCACAGAGGCAGCCAAGGGUGCUGAAGAAGUGGAGGACGAGGAUGCUGACCUGGAUGGAUGGAGAUCUGGAGAUGAUGACGACUGGGAGAAGGAGCUAGCGGACGACGAAGACGAUGGAGAUGAAGCCGAUACACAAAAAUUACAAAAAUUAGCAGCUCAGGCCAAAUCGUUUCACCCUCACGACGAUGAUGACUCUGACGAUGAUUUCACGGACGAUGAGGAGUUCCAAGCACCCAUAGACAAUGUGGAUCCAUUUAUCUUUUUCUCGGAUAUCAUGAACGCAAUGUCAACCACCGAUCCAGCUCGGUUCCAAGCACUUUCCGGGUGUCUGGACUUCCAGCACCAAGCGAUGGCACAUGGGCUCUCUCAACAUGCAGAAGAGAGGCGUAAGGAGAUUGAGAAGGAAAUGACCGAGAAGUCGCAAUCUGGCGCGGGAAUGAGAGAGCAAUAGCCGCGCUAUACGCGUAACUAAAGCAGAGAGUUUUCGUUUACUUCUUUUCAUUUAGCUAGGGUUUAUACUAUAGUGCAUUAAAUUUAUUGGGGUUAUACAACAAAUCAGUGCAUGGCAUGUGCAGCAGAGGAUCAGGUUGCUAGGGAGCUUUCGAGAAGGCUCUGAGACAUGUUGCUCCAUCUCUCUUUCUCUUUUUCUAGGCUGUUCACAAUUCUUAAGUCAUGUCAAUGGUAGUAAAUAGGUUCUCCAGUGAGCAAUCCACCCCAUUCCAAGCCAAUAAGAGCAGAGCUUAUUGAAGAAGCAGUUAAGAGGGUGAUCAAUUUCUUGUAUUGGAAUUUGAAGCUUGACAGUUGAGAACAUGUCAGGUUCUUUUUUUUCAAGCAUGUUAUUAUUCAACUGGCUGUUGAAAGCUGCAAUCGUUAAACAUAUUCUUUCUUCUGGAAUGGAGGG
Molecule: messenger RNA, 4198 nt
Organism: Marchantia polymorpha subsp. ruderalis
Lineage: Eukaryota; Viridiplantae; Streptophyta; Marchantiopsida; Marchantiales; Marchantiaceae
Source: the annotation of a GenBank genome assembly